Messenger RNA from Aspergillus clavatus NRRL 1, 1239 nucleotides. RefSeq names its product NAD(+) diphosphatase. Gene Ontology annotation, biological process: NADP+ catabolic process; NAD+ catabolic process. Lineage: Eukaryota; Fungi; Ascomycota; Eurotiomycetes; Eurotiales; Aspergillaceae. The record is from RefSeq and is a predicted model, not a curated record. The transcript has 3 exons. Gene Ontology annotation, cellular component: cytosol. Gene Ontology annotation, molecular function: metal ion binding; NADH pyrophosphatase activity. Bases 1 to 1239 code for a protein of 412 amino acids.
AUGAGCAACACUCCUCAGGUCCCCACACCAGCUCAUAUCCUGGCCGACUCGAUGUUAUCCCGGCAUUUUGGAAAAGAGACCGUUAAUUACUUCUCGAGUUCACCAUUAAACCGACUCUCGUUUCUACGCUCUGAGCAUCCUUUCCUCUCGGCGGCUCUUAAGCAUCCCUCAACUCGCUUUGUAUUACUGAAAGACCUUGCGCCUCUGACGAGGUCGCCUGCCGAGUUGUACUAUGCAAAGUAUAACGAAGUAAGGAAAUUGGUGCCAGAAGAUGUCUAUGAUAGGCCGGAGGAAGACAUGAUCAAGGAGUUUGAUUCUCGAAAGACAAGCGCACAGCUCAUCUUCCUCGGCUUAGAUGAGUCACGGAAGCAGGAUGGACUGGCGUGGAAGAUUUAUAAUGGGACACCGUAUUUCGCUUUAGAUGUUACACCCAAGGGAUCGCAAGAGCACCAGUCCCACGCGAAGGACAUUAUCAGCAGCCUGGAGGCGCAAGGCUUGAGCUUUUACCAAUCCCGAGUGGUUAUGAGCCUCCCAGCCGAUGAAGCUGCUAUAUACGCCCAGUCUCGCGCACUAGUCGACUGGAACACCCGCAACACGUUCUGCGGCACUUGCGGCCAUCCUACACUUUCCGUGAACUCGGGAACGAAACGCGCCUGUCCACCAACAGACGCUGCGCUUGUGGAAGCCGGAAAGGAGCGACCUGGCUGUAACACGCGCACCACACUUUCGAAUCUCUCCUUCCCACGUACCGAUCCGACCAUCAUCGUUGCUGUUCUCUCGGCAGACGCAAAGCGAAUCCUUCUCGGCCGCUCUAAGCGGUUCCCCUCUAAUCUCUACUCGACACUCGCUGGGUUUAUUGAACCUGCAGAGUCAGUGGAAGAUGCGGUUCGGAGAGAAGUCUGGGAGGAAGCCGGUGUCACGUUGUCGCGUGUCGUUAUCCAUUCGUCUCAACCUUGGCCGUACCCGGCGAAUCUCAUGAUCGGAGCAAUCGCCCAAGUCAGUGAUCCCGAGCAUGAGAAGAUCAGCUUACUGCACGACCCUGAGCUGGAGGAUGCCAAGUGGUUUGAAGUUGAUGAGGUUGAAGAAGCCCUGCGAAUCGGAACGGGUCCGUUGGGAGAACAAGCUGGGCCAGAAUAUAAGGGUGGUUUAAGACUCCCUCCUCCCACAGCCAUUGCAAACCAGCUCAUCCAGGCGGCUAUCACGGGAGACUACAUCACAUCACAAAAGUCCAAGAUGUAG